Molecule: messenger RNA, 8454 nt
Organism: Polypterus senegalus (gray bichir)
Lineage: Eukaryota; Metazoa; Chordata; Cladistia; Polypteriformes; Polypteridae
Gene: cmya5
Product: cardiomyopathy associated 5
Exons: 13
Coding region: 134-5932 (1932 amino acids)
Molecular function (GO): protein binding
Source: RefSeq, a predicted model, not a curated record
CUAUUUAAAGGCUCUCCUGAGUCAGGAUUUCUGCUCCCUUAGGAAUGACACGGACACGGAGCUACUCUCUGGAGGAUUAAACUGGACUUAAAUUUUGUUAAAAAAUAAAUAAGAGGAAUACGUGUGAUGCACAAUGGAGUCUUGCUUUCGUGAAGAAUGCGACAAGAUCGAUCCCGAGAUUUCCUUCUCGAUCGAAGAUGCGUCAGGUCCUGCUGGAUCGAUGGAAACUGAAGAGGUGGCCGAGUUGGCGAACAGUUUGAGAGAUCUUGUGCAGGAUCAUGCUAUCAAACCUAAACUGCAGUGUAUUAUGGCAGAUCCUUCCUUCUCCAUGGUGACAGUCCAAAGUGAAGACAGUGGAAUUGUAUGGGAGACUACCUCUAGCAGAUGUUCUACACCAUGGGCAUCAGAAGCCAGUACCACUUCUGAUGUGUACAGUCUGGAGGGUUCUCCAGUAGGAUCCUCACCUGGGAAGAUUGUAUUCAUUAUGGAUGAAGAGAAAAUGGUACGUCGAAGGAAAAAAACAAGUCUGGGACACAGAAUAAGUGAAACAAACGGUCGAAGCCGGAUAGAAAAGACAAAACAUCUCCUAAAAAAGCCUUCAGAUUUUGUGCCCACUUUGGACUUAAAUCAACAAAGUGCUGGGCAGAAUACUUUGAUGCCACAUGCUCCUGUUACUUCAAGAUCAGCAAAUGGGAAUCCUCACCCUGCAAGUUUUAAACCCAAACCUAAGGAGGAACUUGUAGCUCAUGUUCCAGUGAUCGCUCGAUCACAAAGACCUGGGAAUCCUCAUUCAAAGCUGAUUGAAUCAAUGAUUGAUGAACCCGUGUCACACAUGCCUGUUAUCUCCCAGUUAUUAGACCAAAGAAGCAGUCUUGAUAAUCCAGUAAAAGAAACAGAGACAACUCCAGAAGAGCCAGUAUGUCACAUGCCUGUAUCAGCUAAAUCGGUCAUUAAAGGAAAUCCUCAUCCUACAGCUUUAUUAGAGAAAGAACUUGUGCCUCAUACUACAGGGUCCACAAAUCCUGUGGUUAUAGGAAACCCUGAACCAAAUCCUUCAGAGAGAGAAUGUGAAGAGCCACAAUUGAAUGUGCCUGUCUCAUCCAAGAUGGCAGGAAAUCCAUCUUCAGAUCCUUUCAAGGACAAAGAAACAGCUGAACAAGUACCUCAUACUCCAGUGGCUGCAAAGAUUGCAGUCAAAGAAGAUCCAUGUAUAAUCCCCAGUAAACCACGAGGGCUUGUUCAAGGAAAAAUCAUGAAAUUUAACUCUCCUCCACCUGAAGAAAGGGUCCCUACAUUUUCUGGUAAGAAAUUUACUCCAAAAUUUGGGCUUGGUGAAAACAGGAGUGAAACUGCAAGAUCCAAAACAGGAGCUCCUACAACAGUGUCUGCCCCAAUAUCUAACCCACUCCCUACAGUAGAUUCUGUGACUGUGGCUAUUAAAGAUGUAUCACAACAUGAUAACCCACAUGAAGAAAUGAGUGAGAGUCGUAUCCUGACAUUGCCUGGGCUAACUGAACCAGAAUUUGCUGGGGAAAAAUGUCCAGUAUUAGAAACUGAACAAGAUACAUCAGACCUUAAAGAAUCUGAAUGUCAGAAAGAGCUUUUUGGCAUUGUUUCAGAAGGUUAUGAAAUAUUAAAUAUUAUUGUACCUCAUAAAAUGCUAACAGUGGAUGAGGAAGAAAGUAUAUAUAUGGAAGAUAAUUUGGAUUACUUAGAAAAAAAUCCUCUAAUUAUACCAAAGCCCAUGAAAGACACAGUAGAGGGUAAUGAGAUCAUAGGUACAGAAGAAAAUAUGACCUGUGAAAUCAAGCAAGUGUCUGAAAUGCAGAGUUCUCAAGAGGGAAACGGUUUACCAGACUUAAACCACAAAGAUACAGCAGUGUUAGAACAGACAGAUGAUAAUAACUUGGAACAUAGUACCAUUGUGACCACUGAAUCAACGGAAUUCACAUUAGAGAGACGGGCUUCAAAAUCUGGUAAUGACAUGGAUUAUUUUGAAAAAUUUACCUUGUUUGAUGAAAAAGUACCUACAUCUUUGCAAGAAAUUACUCUUGAAAGGUGUGAAGUCACCUCGUAUAAUGAGGUUGAUGGAAAUGACAAUAAUGAAACUGAAUGUACUCUGGUUGCAGAAGAUCAAAAUGACUUGAAUUCCAUUGAAAACAUAGAAAUAGCUGGUGAACAUCUGGAUGAAGUUUUCUAUGGGUCUAAAUAUGACCAGCAGACCAAGUUUCUCAGUAAGCAUAACAGUGAAGAUGAAACAAGUGACAAAGAUACAGUUAAACGUGUACUAUCACCACCCAAAGAAAGUGGCUCAUGCUUGUUUGGAGAAGAGGAGGAAACCCUUAUACGUCAUAUUCCUUUUCCUGCCAUUACUAAAACCAUUGACCCGUCUCUUUUGGAAGAACCUCCAGCUAUGGCAUUUCUUUAUAAAGAUUUAUAUGAAAAUGCUGUUGGAGAAAAGACUAAAAAUGAUAGUGAACCUUCUGAUGUGGAAAGCAUUACAUCUGAUGCCUCUGUGCACAGCAGAGCAUCAGAUUCAGAUGAUAACACUGGUAUAUACUUUGAAAAGUAUAUAUUGAAAGAUGAAUUUCCAUCAGAUAUGGAGGUAGAGACUAAAACUAAAGAGGUUCAUGAAACGGUCCAUGAAAAAAAGAGACUAUGGCAACAAAGCACUUUUGAUCUAACUGGGACUUUAUCUAGGGAAAAGGCAGUUGACGACUUGAAUGAAAAGCUUGAUUCUGAAUACCAUGCUGAGGUCCCAGAUUUGUCUCCUUUUGAUGAACAACAGCAGCUUGCUGAAAUGUACGAUGAAGUGUUUGAUGAUUUAGAGUUUCAGGCUGUUGUCAGUGAUGAUGAGGAAGACCGUGCAGAUGUGGUAGAAAUUCUCAUUGACAGGACUCUAGAUGUAAUUCAGGAGGAAGAUGAAGAAGAGGAAGAGGAAGAAGAGGGAGAAGUGAAAGUGGAAGAGGAAGAGGAGCAAGAGCAAGAAGAUCAUUUACAACAACCAUUACUCGAACAGGAUGUGAAAACAACACUUGUGGACCAGAGUAUAUCUGUAGAAUCUCAGAAACCCUCAUUUGAAGUGAUGUCUGAAGAAAUUCCAAAUCAUUUGAAACUGAGUGAUACAAUUAAACAUUAUACAACAACUGUAGCUGAUCAAGUAGAUGAACCUAGUACAGUGCCAAAGGAUCAAGGCACAUGUUCAAUUGACAAUAUCACUGUACAGGACCAGAUACCUUUAGAAGAACUGGAACAACACCCUGAAAAAGAAGUGGACACAAGUAAAGAGGAUGUCAUUACUAGAUCUGAGGGAUCAGCUGAAGAUAUUUAUACAGCUGGUCCUGAAAAAGAAACUUCAGAAGAGAGGACUAUACCAGAAAUAUAUAAAGAAAAUGAGCUUCUCAUACAUGAACUGAGUGUUACCACUACUCAGGUAGUACCUGAAGAAGACCAUGAAACGUCUAAGGAAACACAUGAUGAGCUUGAAGAUCAGGUGGUGACAUUACCGGACAGUGAGCAGGAAAUAAACAGUGCAGAGUUAUUAAAGGUAGAAGAUUUAGAGAUGUCAAAGAUAAAAGAAGAUGAGUUAGAGAAGCCUUUACCAAAAACUGUCGAAGAGCAAAGUGUUCAGACUCAAACAGAAGAUGUUAUAGAAGAAGAAGAGUAUGAUGAAUUCCUCGAGAAAGCUAAGAACUCACAGACCAUUAUGGUAAAUGUUUCUACUUCUGUGAGUGACCUGAAUUUAAAAGGUUUGGAGCAGGAAUUAUCAAUGCCUGUCUCAGAAGAAAAAUUAGAUGAAAGAUUUGGGCUGGAAGGACCACAUGAAGGCCUUCCUGUAAUAGGAAUACAAUGUAAAAAUGAAGAAAUAGGUAUAUUGAGUGAAUUAACUGAGUUUCAUUUACCACACAGAGCUCAAAUUGUGCCAGAACAAUCUGAUUUGGACUUACAACAGUGUGGAAAUCAUGAAGAUGAAGAAGAAACUGCUGAAGCCCUAGAUUAUGAAAUGAUAACUCAGCAAGAUAUUCAUGACUACUCAAUACAAGAAAUUGAGCUACUUGGUGGAGAGGAACAGGUCGAGCACCUUGAAACUAGAUUUGAUUUUGUAGAUGAUAUAAUUUCAGAUGUACCAGCUGAAGAGGAGGUUGAAGCUGAUUACGAGAUCAUUGAGGCCUUGGGUGGUUCCUCUGUGAUCUCAGAUGCUGAAUUGGAUUUUAAAGAACUAAAAAAGCCCAUACCUGAUACUUAUUGUCAUGUCUGCAGAUGCCCAAUUCUUGCCAUUGAUAAGCUAUUUGGUGAUCACCAAGACCAUGAAGUUUCAACACUGGAUGAAGCUGUAUUUGAUUUAAAGAAAAAACUUGUGGAGUUCAUAACUGAAAUGCAAUCAAGAACUGAAAAAAUUGAAGAUUUGGUUUCUGAAUUGGAAUUAGCCUUUAACACUGUUGAGGAAAAUUGCACCAAAACUGAGCAGCAGCUUGACAAGCAGAAUGAUGAAAUGAUGAAGGCAGUACUGGAUAGGUACAAUGAGAUGUCUCAGAAUCUGGAAGAUGAGAAGAAAAUCAAACUGGAACAACUGUAUGACCAGCUGGUGACCUUCCAGGAGAGCAUUGAGUCUGCAAAAGACAUUCUGGAAAAAGCUGUGAAAGAAUCUGAGGAACCUGAUGAGCUCACCUUUGUAUCUUGUUCUAAUGAAAUAAACACAAGUCUCACUAAAGCACUGGAGGCCACCCUUUCCUUGGAACUGACUCCCAGUGCCUUCAUGGUCUUUGAAGAUUAUGCAAAAAGCACCUCAGGAAAUGGACACAAGCUGCUUAAAAGCAUAGGUGUUCCCCAGACCCCACGCCUACAACCACAGGAGGCAAACUCAGCUACAAGUAGCUCGGUCACAGUCUACUGGAAAGUCAAUGAAGGAGAUGUGAUUGACUGCUUUCAGGUUUAUUGCAUGGAGGAUCCUCAAGGAGCAAUGGCUGAAGAAUACAGGGUGACUGUGAAAGAGAGCUAUUGUACACUGGAGGACCUAGAACCUGAUAAGUGCUACUUGGUGUGGGUUAUGGCAGUCAACUAUACAGGAUGUAGCCUACCUAGUGAGAAGACAUCCUUUCGAACAGCUCCCUCUUGCCCUGUAAUCAAGUCAGAGGAAUGCACUGUGUGCUGGGACACGGCCAUCAUUCGAUGGCAAUCAGCAAACCUGGCUGCUGUGGAGUCUUUCACUCUGGAGUACUGCCGACAGUAUGCCUGUGAGGGAGAAGGGCUCAGGUCUAUAUCAGGAAUUAGAAACUGUGAACAGAAGGUACUUUUGCAGCCAAAUGAAAAUUAUCUUUUCUACCUUAAAGCAGUUAACUAUGCUGGCUCUAGUGAACAAAGUGAAGCUGCUCUUAUUUCUACAAAAGGAACUAGGUUUCACUUCCUUAAGGAAACUGCAAACUCGGCUCUUGCACUUUCAGAAGAUAACAAGAUGGUUUUCUACCAUGAACAGACAUUCAAACAAAGAGCUAACCUUAAUGAUUGUUUAGGGAUAUUAGGAGAAUUGCUACCCCCACGAGGAUUUCACUAUUGGGAAACAGCAGUGGGAGGCAGUGAAGCAUACCGGAUUGGAGUGGCAUAUCCUUCAGCUCCAAGAGACACCCCACUGGGACAGAACAGUUCUUCAUGGUGUAUCCACUGCUACCCCUUAUCAAAAAGUCACAGGUUUGAGUUCCUUCACAACAUGUCACAGGCUGACAUCCAGGUUGUCAAUGUGCCAAGCACCAUUGGGACUCUGCUUGACUACGUGAAUGGCCGGCUACUCUUCUUCAAUGCACAGACUGGACAGUUGCUCUACUCAUGUCGGCACAUUUUCACAGAACCGUGCCACCCUGCUUUUGCACUGGAGAAACCUGGCACUCUGAGUCUGUGCUCUGGCACUGAAACGCCAGACAUCGUAAAGCACAGUUAACAACCCAUGUGAAUCUCUGGCUCUCCAAAGGUGUUGAAAUUCUUUCACAUAGUGUGGCUUGAAAAAUAAGCUCUUAUGGUACUAGUGGUCUGCCUCCUCAGCAAAUAAAGAAUGACGGAGUACACGUGGUAAAGCUCAUGGUUAACUGUGUGCAUGUUCCUGAUUUGCGAUGCCCUGAUGCAUUUGGGGAUGGGGAUUUUUUUGAGGUUUAAAGCAGCAUUUCACAAGCUUCUUCUGAGGAAAGCUUUAUAUAAGCUUUAUAUUUAAAAAGUAGCAAGGUUUUUAUUGUGUUUUCCAAUGUCAGUGAUCUUGGGAGCCUACAGAGGGAAUCCAGGUAGUAAUCUAUAAUCCACUGUAUAAACCGUCAUUAUAUUUUUCUCUCUCAAUGAAACAUUUCUUGUGUUGGCAGCAGUAUAUAUCGUGUGAAGGACACAGUUGGGAAUGCUUGUUUUCCACAUGUAUAUUUGUAUCAAACCAAAUUUAUAGGUUUUGCCCCAAGGGUAAGGCAGGUUAAAUGUCUUUCAGCUGGCGUCUGCUUUUGCCACUUUGCCAAAGACUGGAAAAAUUUCUAUAUAAGCAGUUUAAAGAAGUUUGUAAAUGCUAUCAGUAAAACACACUCCAAGUAUUAAGUUUAAAUAUUCCAAUGGAAGAACAAGUUUACGUUGUGCUCAAGUCUUAUGAUGAGUUUUAAUUCCAAGGCAAGCAGAUUUUAUUUUCGAUAGCUUCAUUCCCAGGGUGCUUACAAGCAAACAUACUAACCUUAUUUUAUAUAGAACCUUUCUGUAUUGAAUAACGCAUCCCAUAAUGGUUUACAUGUACAGAGCUUGAGUAAAAUUGCUUACAAAUAAGACAUUUAAAUGGAAUUGUUCGGGAUUGAGACAAAGAUGCUGUGGGUUGAAGCACAAGGACUGGCACACUGGAGCACUGGCUGCAUACAUGACUGGCUCAGGGUCGUCAUGCAAAUCAGGGCUGGGGCUUGAACUGUCAACUGUGUGGGUUGCAGAGUUAAUGUUAUUUUUUUCUAAUGUCUUUCUGUAGAACUGUGAUUUACUUUGAUGAAAUAAUUAUUUUCAUAUUGCCUCAGGUAGAGCAUUGGCAGAUUACUACUUUAUGAAGGCCAUUGUCUCUGUGGCAACCAUCAAACACCUAGAAUAAUGCCAAUAAUGCCAUCAAAAUGCCUAUUUAUUGGAAAUAACACAAUGAGGGAAUUAACAAAUGAACACAAAGUAAACACAAGCAGAUCUCUUCCAGAAUGGGUCUUGAACCCCAGUCUACCUGGCGGGAUUGCUGCCACACUUCCCUGUGUAAAAAGUACCACCAAACACUCCCUUUUCUUCUCUUGAUUCCAGACACAGCGAGAUUUCUGUAGUGAGAAAAUAUGAAUCCUCUUCCACCGUCCAUAAACCCAUUUCUUGGAUAUGAGGUGAUUCAUCUUUUGUUAAAGGGUCACUCAUUUAGAACAGCCUUAAGUGGUACUUAGUGACCCAGCACCAGGCAUCUUUCAUACUCUGUAUUCUCUGAAAGGAACAACAUGGCAGUUUUGAAAAGCACCGGCUGACCCUUCCUUUUAAAAGACAACCUUGUCCCAUGCAGUGACCAUGUGAACUUUUCUGUUGCCCAGAACUUCUUGUAAUCGCAUCUCAAACCUCUUUGAACCCCACAGCCUCAUUUAGUAGAGAUGCGGGCAUCCCUGGCAUUUUCUGGGUUAAUUGUUUCAUCCAGGAUGCAACUUCCUCAACACUACUGAUGCAGUUCAUCCUACAAGGUCUGCCACCUGCUAAGCACACCUUACCUUCUCACGCCGAGUCAUCCUUUUGCCAGUGUGUCUCUACCUCUUUAUCUCUUGAAGCUCACUCAUAGGAUGUUCUCCUGUUCUUUUAACCUUCUGCUCUUGACUUGGACAUUACAUGGAUAUACUUUAAUGAUUAGGGGGGCUUACAUUAACUUGUGGCGUUGAUUCCUUAGGUUGUGCAGAGAGCCUAAUAAUAUAUUGCCAUUGGCUCUCUUUUACAGGCACUGGUUGAGUUUAAUGUUUUUUGUAUUAUUAUACUAGACAGGGUACCAUCAAGAUCAUCAGGCCUGUUACACUUAUGUCAGACUAAGCAACCAAUGAUUUACCAGAGCCUGAUGCAUAAAACAUUAGUUAGGAUGGCAUUGGUGAUGCCCAGAUUCAUUAAGGUACUUAAAAGUAUGCUUUAUAUAAAAGAACUUUAAACCUCCCAGGUUUCAGUCCUUUUCAUGUUAUCUGCAACACACAUCAUGUUUUUCUGUUCUAUUUGCCAUUUGUAUCAGUUCCUUUGAUUUUGUGCCAGUGCUCACAGUACAUACAAGAUUUGUGCCACAACUGUUAGAAGAUCCCAACAUGCACAGUGGCCUUUGAAUGUAUAUAUCUGCAGAGCACCAUAGAGCUAAAUAUUGUUUUCAAAGUAUCUUUUAAAAUUAAUUAUUGUUUUUGAAUUACAGUUGUGUUUCAUAAUCAGUGAGUCUCUAUAGUCAGAUAGCACAACUACUAUGACAGUACA